CUAACUGUCGUAACUGCCUUUCCAAUCGUCGCACGUUGAAAAGGCGUCACCGCAGCAAUGGAGCCGUCGGCACCCAAAAGCAAGUUGAAAAAGCUGAGUGAAGACAGCCUUACUAAGCAGCCUGAAGAGGUUUUUGAUGUAUUGGAAAAACUUGGUGAAGGAUCUUAUGGCAGUGUUUUUAAAGCAAUCCAUAAAGAAUCUGGCCAAGUUGUUGCAAUAAAGCAAGUGCCAGUGGAGUCCGACCUGCAGGAAAUUAUUAAGGAAAUUUCAAUAAUGCAACAAUGUGAUAGUGCUUAUGUAGUGAAUUACUAUGGCAGCUAUUUUAAAAAUACAGACCUCUGGAUAGUUAUGGAAUAUUGUGGAGCUGGGUCUGUGUCUGAUAUUAUUCGACUACGAAACAAAACUCUAACAGAAGAUGAAAUAGCAACAAUUCUUAAAUCCACUUUGAAAGGGCUGGAAUACCUACACUUCAUGAGAAAAAUCCAUCGAGACAUAAAAGCUGGAAAUAUCCUACUGAACACGGAAGGUCAUGCAAAGCUUGCAGACUUUGGUGUUGCAGGCCAGUUGACAGACACAAUGGCAAAACGCAACACUGUAAUAGGAACACCUUUUUGGAUGGCUCCAGAAGUGAUCCAAGAAAUUGGCUAUAAUUGUGUUGCAGACAUUUGGUCAUUGGGAAUCACCGCAAUUGAAAUGGCAGAAGGCAAACCUCCCUAUGCAGAUAUUCAUCCAAUGAGGGCUAUUUUUAUGAUUCCCACCAACCCACCACCUACAUUCCGGAAGCCAGAGCUUUGGUCUGAUGAGUUCACGGAUUUUGUCAAGAAGUGUCUAGUGAAGAAUCCAGAGCAAAGGACUACUGCAACACAACUUUUGCAGCACAAUUUCAUUAAAAAUGCCAAAUCAGUGUCAAUUCUGAGAGAUUUAAUAAUUGAAGCAAUGGAAAUUAAAGCAAAAAGACAUCAAGAACAGCAGAGGGAACUCGAAGAAGAUGAUGAGAACUCAGAUGAAGAUGAGAUUGAUUCUUACACCAUGGUGAAGACUAGUCAUGCAGGCACAGGCACCAUGAGAGCAACUAGUACUAUGAGUGAAGGUGCCCAAACCAUGAUUGAACACAAUAGUACUAUGCUAGAAUCAGACCUGGGGACCAUGGUAAUUAACAGUGAUGAAGAUGAAGAAGAUGGAACAAUGAAAAGGAAUGAUGCUGCAGAACAACACCAAAGACCAGCGUUCAUGGAUUAUUUUGACAAACAGGAAAAAAAUACUAAAUCCCUUGGAAACUGUAAUCGGAGUCUGCAAGAGUCUUUCCACAAAUUAAAAAAUCCUUUCCCUGAUAAUUGGAAGGUACCGCAAGAUGGAGACUUUAACUUUUUGAAGAACCUGAGCUUUGAAGAAUUACAGAUGCGCUUGAGUGCACUGGAUCCAAUGAUGGAACGAGAAAUUGAGGAUCUGCGCCAAAGAUACCAGGCUAAACGACAACCCAUUUUGGAUGCCAUGGAUGCCAAGAAACGAAGACAGCAGAACUUCUAGCUGAAUUCAGACAUCCACUUCUCAUCCACUGAAUAUUCCCAACCUGUCGUGGGUAGCAUGGCCUGUAAUAUAUCUAUGCUCUCAGUAAUGCACCCUCUAACUUCGUUUUCUUGUGAGUGGGGGAUUUUAUGUCAGGUGGACAGAAAUUAACUCCUUUUUUUUCCAGCCUCGUAUACAUCAAACUUUAAGGGGCCAACUUGUACUUGGUCUGAGCAGCAAUUUUUGGGUUGUUAUUAGGGCAGAAUGAACAUUGACCAGCAGACCAAUCAUAGAACCAAAAAUACUUAUAUACUGCUAAAGGUGUAUUGAUUGUGAUCCCACAGGUAUUGAAGGAAACAGCUUUAAUGUCAAUUUACUGUAUUGCCAUUCUUCUUAUCUGCACAGCUUAGAACGCUAUGUUGAUAUUGUAAAUCAGUCUGAAAUUUCACAGUCUCAAAUACAACAAAGAUAGUAAUAUCACAAUAUUUAUGACAAACACCAAAUACCUGAUGCAUUGUAUUGCUGAUUAAAUGGGGAGAUAGUGGUUUGGUGCUGAUUUCAAUGGAUUAGUAAUCCAGAACCCCAGAUCACUGCUCUGGGGACAAGAAUUCAAAUCCAACGAUGGCAGGUGGAAUUUGAAUUUAAUAAAAUCUGAAGUAAAGAGCUGGCUUAAUGGUGACCAUGAAACUACUGUCAGUUGUUUAAAAACCCAUCUGGUUCACUAAUGUCCUUUUAAGGAAGGAAAUCUGCCAUCCUUCUUACCAAGGCUGGCCAACACGGGACUGCAGACCCAGAGAAAUGUGGUAGACUCUUGACUGCUGUCUGGAAAAUUCAGGAAAAUAAAUGCUGACCUUAUGGAUUAAAAAAUUAACUGUUGGGGUAUCAAGAAACCCUAUUAAAAGUUUUUAAAGAUUAAAACUUAACCUGAAUAAGUAAGCUUGGUAAUAUUCUCUGGCUCCCCCAACAAAUUUUUAAAUGCACCAUUAAUUUGUUGAAGUGUGUCAAUUUGUGUCAAUCAUAAUUGUAUAAAAACUGGAUUUCUGCCAACUAACCUGCUUACCUCAUGUCAUACCUUUUUUGUUGCAAAUAGUUCCACAAUUUGCUUGAAGCUACUGCCAUUUUAUAAUGUUUCAGAACACUACUGGAGUUCUGCUGCAGCCUGUUGCAGUCCAUUUGAUGUAGGUAUACCCAUAAGGUUAUUAGGGAGUUCCUUCAGUCUCUGGAUCAAAACCUGGAAUUACCUCCCUCAUAAUGCGGUGAGUGCACUACACCAAAUGGAUUGCAGUGGUCCAAGAAGGUAGCAUACCACCUACACAAGGGAAUAAGGACUGGGCAAUAUGUGCUGAUGCUAUCAGCAAAGCCCACAACCCAUGACUGAAUGAAAAAUGCUCUAAAGUGUACAUAAGAACAAAACAGCAUACUAAUGUCUUUAAAGUUUCAGACCCUGGAUGUAUUGCACUUUUGAAAUUGACUGCAUAGGUCUACAGUAGAAAAAUCACAUUCCAAACCUAUACAGAUAGGUUGAACGGUCAAAACUGCCUGCCCAUGUCAAUGCAGCAGGUCAUUAUGCAGUGUGUCAUCUCACUGCUGACAAGUCUUUGCUUAAAGUUGGCAGCGGUUUACCUCUUGUGACACAGUAGAGCCAUUCCUUAGAGAUAAUGCUUCAUAUUAUUGAAUGUACCUGCACCUGUUUGUUAAUAUUAGACCAGAGAGACAUGGAUUGCUUCUUGCACUGUGAUAUGAAUGUUUAUUAUUGUCUGCUGUCACUUCAAAGAGCAUUUUAGUUCUGGUAAUCUUGCUAGAUCUCCUUUUCGUUUACUUUGAUGUAUAGGCCUGAUGUGAGAUAUUUGCCUAGGUUUACUAAUAAAAGUAGACUUUGAUACACAAACACUUGAACACAAAACUAAUACAGAGCAAUUGGUAAUAUAUUAAUGGCUGCUACUGAUUUACACAAGAUGAAACAUAAUUCAUUGCACGUCUUGACAGUGUUCAGAGAUCAGAUUCCCAGAACAUGCACAAAUGGUAAAGAUUGUAGUUGAUUUAUUUCAGAAGUGAACACUAAUUUCAUUGGUGCACGUGAGUCCUUGAAGAAGUCAGUACAUGCCAAUUUUCUUGUUUUUAUUAAAUUUGAUGCCUUAUUUCUUUCUAGUCUCACUUUAGUGUGUGUAUCGAGUUGAGCCAUGUCAUGGUAGCAGAAGGCUGUAAACAGAUGUGCUGACUGGAUUGACUUUGUCACCCUACAAAUGGAACUUCCUGUGGUAUAGAUGCUCGACAGAAACGUAAGACAUUUGUGCUGCAUCAACAGAUUUUUCUUACUGUACAUUUAAGCAAAUUUGGGACAGUAGCUUUCCUAUUAUUUAUGCCUUAAAAGAGUUGUCAUGACGUAAGCAAACAGGGUUCUAUGAAGUUGCCUUUUAGCAUAAACUUGGCAUUUGAUUGAUGAGGAUAUUUUUCUCUGAGGGUCGUGAAUUUGUCGAAUUUGUUACUGCAGAGGGUUGUUGAGACUGGAUCAUUAAGUUUACUCAAGGUUGAGAUAGGUAGGUUUUUAAUCUGUAAGGGAAUCAAUGAUUAUGGGGAAAAGGUAGGCAGGUGGAGUUGAGGGUUGUCAGAUCAAUUGUGAUCUCAUUGAAUGAUGGAGCAGAGUCAAUGGGCUGAAUAGCCUACUUCUCCUACAUGUUAUUGUCUUCUGGACAUUGAGUCCAAAUCCCUAUGCCAUUUGGUAGUUUAGGUGAUGGCCAAAUAAACUCAUUAUAACUUUUAUGAAAAUUUAAAGAUAAUCUAAAGUUAACUUUCAUUUAUCCUUCAAAACUUGACAAUUGCUUGUUCAGUGAACACAAACCAUGAGUGGAACAUUAUCAACCUCAUACAUGACUAAACAACUGAGCUCCAUAGGUGGACUCUGACACCUGUUAUUCCACUUAGUAAUGCUCAAAUGAUUUACCAAGGCACUGUUUGCCUUUAUAAUAGUGUGCAUAUAUACCUGACAUGUUAAUUUUGUUAAAGGAGAAAUUGAUAUGGCACUGGGUGCUUGAACUGGCCAAACGAGCUGACUUCAAUUUUCCCUUUUAAUAAUAGAAAAUAGCUAUAGAAAUUGGAUAAUCGAUUUUUUUCUACUGUGUUAUAAUUAAUACAAUCUUUUAGUAUAGAUCUGUGAAAGAUUUUCUCAAUUAUCUCUUGGCCUAGCAAAUCAAGACUUAGAUUUAUUUAGCUGACGUAAGACCCAGCAUUUGACUAACCUCUAAACUAAUCCGAUUACUGUAAACUCAUAAUUCUUGCUCUAAUACAAAGAUGUCUGCUGCAAUGUUCUGGUUAAGUCCUAUACAAGACCAAGGGAUAGCACCUCAUUUUCCAGUUAGACACUUUACUGUCUUCAGGAUUCAACAUUGACUUCUUAACAUGGAUGUGAUCAGGGUCUAACACUUUGAUGACAACCAUCACCACCACUGAGGUAAAAACAAUGACUGCAGAUGCUGGAAACCAAAUUCUGGAUUAGUGGUGCUGGAAGAGCACAGCAGU
Molecule: messenger RNA, 5022 nt
Organism: Chiloscyllium plagiosum (whitespotted bambooshark)
Lineage: Eukaryota; Metazoa; Chordata; Chondrichthyes; Orectolobiformes; Hemiscylliidae
Gene: stk3
Product: serine/threonine kinase 3 (STE20 homolog, yeast)
Biological process (GO): protein phosphorylation; signal transduction; protein tetramerization
Cellular component (GO): cytoplasm
Molecular function (GO): ATP binding; protein serine/threonine kinase activity
Source: RefSeq, a predicted model, not a curated record